AUGGCCGCCAGGUAUUCUGAGGAGAUGAGCUGGGCCAAAGACAAACCAAGCCACAACACAGCUGGGGCCAAAGACAAACCAAGCCACAACACACCUGGGGCCAAAGACAAACCAAGCCACGACACACCUGAGGCCAAAGACAAACCAAGCCACAACACAGCUGGGGCCAAAGACAAACCAAGCCACAACACACCUGGGGCCAAAGACAAACCAAGCCACAACACACCUGAGGCCAAAGACAAACCAAGCCACAACACACCUGAGGCCAAAGACAAACCAAGCCACAACACAACUGAGGCCAAAUUUAAAACAAGCCACAACACAACUGAGGCCAAAGACAAACCAAGCCACAACACAACUGAGGCCAAAGACAAACCAAGCCACAACACACCUGAGGCCAAAGACAAACCAAGCCACAACACACCUGGGGCCAAAGACAAACCAAGCCACAACACACCUGAGGCCAAAUUUAAAACAAGCCACAACACAACUGAGGCCAAAGACAAACCAAGCCACAACACACCUGAGGCCAAAGACAAACCAAGCCACAACACAACUGAGGCCAAAUUUAAAACAAGCCACAACACAACUGAGGCCAAAUUUAAAACAAGCCACAACACAACUGAGGCCAAAGACAAACCAAGCCACAACACAACCGAGGCCAAAUUUAAAACAAGCCUCAACACACCUGGGGCCAAUGUCAAACCAAGCCACAACCCACCUGGGGCCAAAGACAAACCAAACCACAACACACCUGAGGCCAAAGACAAACCAAACCACAACACACCUGGGGCCAAAGACAAAGACAUAAGACAGAAACAAUGUUUCAAAGCAUCAACAAGAAGUGGCGCAGAGGACGAAGAGCCGGAUGCCUCAUCCGGACCCUCAGAGGACGAAGAGCCGGAUGCCUCAUCCGGACCCUCAGAGGACGAAGAGCCGGAUGCCUUGUCCGGACCCGCAGAAGGCGAGUAG
Molecule: messenger RNA, 972 nt
Organism: Oncorhynchus nerka (sockeye salmon)
Lineage: Eukaryota; Metazoa; Chordata; Actinopteri; Salmoniformes; Salmonidae
Exons: 3
Coding region: 1-972 (323 amino acids)
Source: RefSeq, a predicted model, not a curated record